GCCCCGCGCCACGCCACGCGCCCCGGCCGCGCCCGCCGCACGCUCCGCCCGCGGCUUGAGCCCAGCUGUGCCCUCUCGGCCUCGUGCGACACCGACGUCUUCCUCAUGUGAUAACACCGACCCAUCGAGACCCCCAUAACCCACGCGCCAGGUAUCGAGCGUCUCACUUUAGGGUUAAACGGAUAAUGGUGCAAGAGUCGAUCGCGGCUUUUAACUUCUUUUCUAAUCCUUUCAAAAAGUGAUCCCGUCCUCGAUGAUUUAUUUUUUCUUUGGAUUUGUAGUCAUUAUGCUAGAUCUCCCUGAAGUGAAGUUAACACAAAACUUCCGUUAAAUUAGCGAAAUCAUGGGAAAUUGUCGCGUAAAGCAGAACAAGAACAGUUAAGUAAGUCAUAAGAGUUACUUCCGCACCGGUGACCCUUAAUAUUAAUAAUUUACAUUACGGGAUUUGGCAAACGUCUUUAUUUUGGGGGAAUGGGUACUGUAAUGUUGAUGGUGUGUUUACAUUAUCACCUUAACGAGCUAUAGACGUCCCAGUGUAGUCGUUAACUGUCGUAUAGGCAGUGAAGUCUCCUACCUAACGCCAGCUGGAGUAUACAUAAAGAAGCGCCGCCGUCCAGACUGUAAACAUCACGUUCACAAGACACAGUUCAGCUAAACAGCCACACAUAAACAGAGGCGAACGAGCGCUGGCGCACGAGUCGGGAUGGAGUAGCGCGCGGACCAAUAAGCUGCCAAGCUGGAGGCGUUACGUCGCCACUCGCGACAGAUCGCCGCGCGCCGCACUCGCCGUGUGCAGUUCUCGGAGCGCACGCGGGAUGGCGCGCGCGGCGACGGCGCUGAGAGCGGCGGCUCCGAGAUGUCCAACGGCAGCGGCGGCGGCGGCGACUCCUCGCGCCGCCCCUCCACCUGCCGCGUGGAGAUGGGCGCGCUGCUGGCGCCCGAGCCGCGCCCGCCCGACAACAAAGUCAAGAGGCACAGUAUACAUGGCAUGACAGAGGAGGAGAACGUGGUGCGGCCGCACCAGGAAAUGGCAGUAUUGUCGCUGGACGAGAAAAAGUUCCUGUUGGGAGUGGAGCGCGGCGACGUGGCGGGGACGCGGCGGGUGCUGCAGCGCGCGCGGGACUGUGGCCACAUCAACGUGGACUGCGUGGACCCGCUGGGCCGCAGCGCGCUGCUGAUGGCCAUCGAUAACGAGAACCUCGAGAUGGUGGAACUGUUGCUGGAGUUUGGCGUGGAGACGCGCGACGCGCUGCUGCACGCCAUCUCCGAGGAGUUCGUCGAGGCCGUGGAGGCGCUGCUCGACCACGAGGAGCGGACGCGCAAGCCGGGGGAACCACAUAGUUGGGAAGCACUACCACCGGAGACAGCGACAUUUACAUCGGACAUCACGCCGUUGAUCUUAGCGGCCCACCGAGAUAGCUACGAGAUCAUCAAGUUGCUAUUAGACCGCGGCGCCGCACUGCCUGUACCACACGACGUGCGCUGCGGCUGCGACGAGUGCGUGCGCUCGCGCAGAGAAGACUCUUUAAGACAUUCGCGCAGCCGCAUCAACGCGUAUCGCGCGCUAGCCUCGCCGUCGCUUAUUGCGUUGUCUUCUAAGGAUCCCAUCCUCACGGCGUUCGAGCUAUCCUGGGAGCUACGUCGCCUCUCGGCGCUGGAGCACGAAUUCAAGACAGAAUACCAGGAAUUGCGUGCGCAAUGCCAGGAGUUCGCCACUGCGUUGUUGGACCACACGCGGACUUCACACGAACUGCAAGUGUUGUUGAACCACGAGACCGGGUCGCCGCAAGCGCCGCUCACUGAGCCCGGCGCGCCGGAGCGCAUGCGCCUCUCGAGGCUCAAACUUGCCAUCAAACUUCGUCAGAAGAAGUUCGUGGCUCACCCAAACGUGCAGCAGCUGCUAGCAUCCAUCUGGUACGAAAGCGUGCCGGGAUUCCGUCGCAAGAACAUGGUCCUCCAGGCAGCGGAGAUGGUCCGCAUCGGCGCUAUGUUCCCACUCUACUCGCUGGCGUAUAUAGCCGCGCCACAUUCUGCAGCCGGCCGUACACUGAGGAAACCCUUCAUCAAGUUCCUCGCGCACUCCGCUAGCUACUUCAUGUUCCUCUUCCUGCUGAUCUUAGCAUCGCAGCGUAUUGAGACGGCGGCGGGCGGAUUGUUCGGCAGCGUGCCGAACAACGACAAGCCUCUGUCACGCCGCGGAGCUCCGCCAUCACUAGUGGAAUGGCUUAUACUCGCGUGGGUCAGCGGGUUGAUCUGGAGUGAAGUAAAGCAGCUGUGGGACAUGGGCCUCCGGGAGUAUGUGCACGACAUGUGGAAUGUCAUCGACUUCGUCACCAACUCGCUGUACGUGGCUACCGUCGCGCUGCGUAUUGUCUCGCACUUUCAGGUCCGCCGCGAGAUGGCGCAAGGGCUCCAAUGGAACCAGCCUCGCGAGAAGUGGGACGCAUGGGAUCCGAUGCUGCUCUCUGAAGGAUUGUUCUCCGCAGCCAACAUCUUCAGCUCUCUCAAACUGGUGUACAUCUUCAGUGUCAACCCUCACCUCGGGCCGCUCCAAGUGUCCCUGAGCCGAAUGGUGCUCGAUAUUUUGAAGUUCUUCGUCUUGGAUAUAUUAGUCAUAUUUGCGUUCUCUUGUGGCUUGAACCAACUGCUGUGGUAUUAUGCGGACAUGGAGAAGAAGCGAUGCACUACAAGCAACACCUUGGCCACGCCAAGCGGCACCCUUCCAGAUCCAGAUGCGUGUAUCGUGUGGCGCCGGUUUGCUAAUCUGUUCGAGACCAUGCAGACACUAUUCUGGGCGGCGUUCGGGCUGGUCGACCUUGACUCCUUUGAACUGGAUGGCAUCAAGAUAUUCACGCGCUUCUGGGGCAUGCUCAUGUUCGGAACGUAUGCCGUCAUCAACGUCAUCGUGCUGCUUAACCUCCUAAUUGCCAUGAUGAAUCACUCUUACCAGCUGAUAUCGGAACGCGCGGAUGUGGAAUGGAAGUUCGCGCGCAGCAAACUGUGGAUCAGCUAUUUCGAAGAGGGCGGAACGGCGCCUCCGCCCUUUAACGUGAUCCCAUCGCCCAAGUCUGCCAUUUACGCCUGGGGCUGGUUGCAGCGCCGCCUUUGUGGCCAGACGAGGGCCAAACGCGAGCAUAUGCGGACUAUACGGAGAAAAGCCAAGCAAGCCAAUGAGCGAGACUUCCGUUAUCAGGCCAUAAUGCGGAACCUAGUUCGUCGCUACGUCACAGUGCAGCAGCGUCGCGCGGAAUGCGGCGGCGUCACUGAGGAUGACGUCAACGAGAUCAAGCAGGACGUCAGCGCCUUCCGCUGCGAGCUGGUGGAGAUCCUGCGCAACUCCGGCAUGAACACUUCUACUGCUAACGCUGGUGCGCCCGGUGGCGGUGGCGGUAAAAAGAACCGUCAGAAGGAGCGUCGUUUGAUGAAAGGAUUCAACAUCGCACCGGGCGGAACUCUCGCGCCAGUGGACGAGUUCUUGGCGUCACUACACCACGAACAUGGAGGGGCACACGGGGCGGCGCAUCACGCGUCUCUAUCGGCCUUGUUAGGUGGUAGACUACGGGCCAGUCAGUCUAGUCUAUCUGACUCAGCGUCCGCCGCGCCGCAGCGUCGUAAGCCGCAGCCGCAUAAACGUCGUUGGGGCACCAUCAUUGAAGCGGCUCGAGCGGCACGAGUGUCUAGACUCAUUGGUCGAUCUCGUUCGGAGGAUUCUGUUUGUGAUCACGCUAGGCAGUCGCCGAGCGGUAGUGAGCGAUCGGACUCGGGCAGCGACUCGCAGCGCAGUCCGGAGCGCGGGUCGCGGGGCUCACGAGGCAGCGGUGCGCUGCACCCGCUCAGCGCGCUCGCAGCGCUCAAGCGCAAGCGCAAGAAGUUCUCCGACUCGCGGCGCGCGGCGGAGGAACGCGCGCGGGCGCCACCAGAAUCCUUACAACGAGCUAGUUCUGUACCCGCGCGGCCUACAGCGUACGUGGCACCGCCUCCCACUUCCCUAACAACCCCCGCUCCGCCCGUGCAUCGCCCGCCGCCAGUGGAGCCCGCCCCACAGCCCGACACAGCCUCUGCGAGGGGUGGUAGUCGCGAACCCCUGCUUGCAAGUCUCGAUGAUGAUGCGCACAAGCAGGAGGCGUGCGGUCAGUGCGGGUGCGAGUCGUCGGGCGCGGCGCCGCUGCCGGCCCGCUGCGGGCGCUGCGCGGCGCUGGCGCGGCUGGCGGGCGUCACGCCGCUGGCCGGCCACGCGCCGCACCACUCCGCCGGCUGGCUGUAGCGCACGCACGCCGCGGCACCUUGCUAGCUCGGACGAUAAGUGGCUGGUAAACCAGUCUUGAGAUCGUCUUACUUUUGACAGCUCGAGCAGUAUAUUGGUUGUUGGAUCCGUCGGUAAACUGGGCCAUUAUGUUGUUUCAUUGGUCGGUGAUCCCUUCGUUAAAUUGUAGUUCCGAAAAUAUGUCGCGUAGAUUAAUUGACAAACCAAUAAUCAACAAAAUUAUAAUGAAAUUAAUGCCUUUAUCCAAUAUACACUUCUCAUCAAAAAAAUCGAAACACCUUGCAAGUUUACGUUUUGUCAGGAUUAUCAGAAAAAUGUGUACAUUUAGGAAUAAAUGUUAAAUGUCGUUUAAUAGUGAGUAAUAUGAGCUUAUCAAAUCUUAAUGUUAAUGUUCUAAAUUUAAAUGAAUUUGUCAUAGGUUUCGUAUUUUGUUAAAUGAGUCAUUUUUAUUCCGUAUGGAGUAUAAAGGAAAUGGAUAAAACAACACACGUAAAUGAAAAAAAAAGCUAAAAAACGUUUAUUUAAUAACUUGUAUUCCCUCCCCGAGCUCUAAUUACUGCUUCCAUACGGUUCUUCAUCGAUCGGAUGAGAGUCACGAUCACAUGCUGUGGUAUAUUGUCCCAUUCCUCUUGGAUUGCAUCUUGCAGCUGGCUAAGUGUUUCUGGGGCAGGAUCUCUUGCUCGAAUUCGUCUCUUUAAUUCAUCCCACAGAUGUUCAAUGGGAUUCAUGUCCGGGCUUCUUGCUGGCCAUUCCAUAAUAGAGAUAUCGACUUCGUUAAGAUAAUCUCGUACGACGCCCGCGGUGUGAGCCCUAGCAUUGUCGUGCAUGAAUAUGAAGCCGUUGCCAAUAAAAUGUGCAUAGGGCAUCACAUGAGGCUCGAGACACUCUUCGACGUACCGAUGACAGUUUAGUGCAGGCAGACGUGGCCCAGACACGAAAGCAAGCUCUGUCUUACCGUCGGCGCUGAUUCCUCCCCAAACCGUCCACGAACCGCCACCAUAGCUGACCUUUUCUUCAAUGCAGCAUUGUGCAUAGCGUUCUCCGUCUCUUCUGUAGACCUUGUUCCUUCCGUCGUUACCAUACAGCAUAAUUUUACACUCAUCAGAAAAGAGAACUUUGCUCCACUGUAGGUAUGACCAAUUUAGGUGCUCACGUGCAAAGUUAAGGCGCGCUCUUCGAUGGUCUGCAGUUAAUUUCGGCCCAUUUGCUGGCUUAUGCGGUACCAGUCCACGAUCCUUCAACCUUCUUCUAAUUGUAGAGUCACUUACAGCCACCCUUCGUACAACACGAAGCCGCUGCUGCAGUUGAAAAGCGUUAAGGCGUCGAUUUCUUAAAGAAGUUGUUACAAUAAAUCGAUCAUCUCGCUCAGAAGUGACCCGAUUCCUGCCAGAUCCUGAACGGCGCGUGAACAAACCAGUCUCCCGAUAACUUUUAUAGACUCUAUGAACAGAUGACAGGCUUAGAUGCAGUCUUGCAGCCACAACACGCUGACUAAGGCCAGAAUCCAGCAAUGCCGCAACUUGGGCGGCUUCUGUGGGCGAAGUAUCCAUACGUUUUAGAAAAAAAAAACCUUUUUUCAGACGUCCCAAAGUCACAGUAUUGAAAUAAAAAACAAAAAGUUUAAGGAUAGGCGCCAAUUUUUAGUUUUUAAACGCUAAAUGUACUCCAACCCUAAACACACAUUUGUCUCAAAACAGUGAUUCAUUUCGUUUAUAAGAUAAACAAAUGAAAUUCUAAUUUUGAAUUUAGAAUUUUCGCUUAUUACUGUAAUGGCCAAACUGCCAGCUAUACAUUUAUGUAUUUUUUUUCAUCGUAUGAAUUCUUUUUUGUGUUAAAUUCGGACAGAAACAAUGAAAACGGAAGUGUUUCGAUUUUUUUGAUGAGAAGUGUAUAUAUAAGCAGGUGAUGGCGAACAGGCCAGUUACAGCGUUUAGUUAUCGUCCGAUGCUAUGAUAAAUGUUAUGAGCUUCGAAAGCACAAGUAGUAGUGAACACGCGUCAGUUUUGCGUAGCUCCUAGGUAAUUUUAAACAAGAACAUAUUCUAUCGAACACCAACUAGAUAAGUAGACAUCAACGAAAUUUUAAACUAUCUACGUUUAAGCUAGCCAAGUAAGUAGGUAAUUAUUUUAUAUACGAGUCGUGAGUAAUAAAGAUAUAUGAUAUUAUAACGAGUUACUACUUAGGCGUAAAGAUGUGUUCCAGAAGUUUUCCAGUACUAAUUUACUCGACCGACGCACAGUACAGCUAGUAUAGAAAAUUAACUCGUAAGGAGGAACAACAUGAAACAGGGAUUUAUACUGACACAUGUAAUACCUUUCCUAAUGUAACCCAAACACCCUGAUUUAUACAAGACACUAUUAGCUAUAUACUUUUAGAUAAGCCGUAGUGAUAUAGAUAGGUUUAUGAAAGCGAUAUCAGAUAUUUGUUUUACAUUUUGAUAGAGAAAAGCAAUCAUAUUGUUGCAUAUAUUACGUACUACAAGAGUUAUAUUUAUUGUCAUAUUAACUCAUUUUAGCACGGGGAAGAACCGACUGGCUUCAUAGAAGUUAAGGCACAAAUUUGACGAAUAUACCUAUACAACUUUUACCUAUAUACCUAUAACGACCAGCAUAUACUGUAGAAGUAUUUUGAAGGUAACCGAUUCUUCCUUGCGCCUCAUCGCCUUUGGUCCCAGAUGGUGUAGCAAGACUGCCGUACUUUACUAUGAGAAUAAAUACCUAAAAUAGAAGUGAAGGUAUCAUCGAUCUUGCGUCGGUUUUCACAAUUAACGCAUAAAUAUUUUGUAAUAAAUAGACAACAUAAUCAAAAGUAACCGAGAUUUGACUUCUUUCUUCUUCUUCUUCGUUCAUGUGUUUGCAUAAAGAAUAUUAGUAAAAUUGACCUAGUAGAUCAUUCACCCAUAAUUAAAUUCGUAAGGAUAAAUUAGAGCCAGAUCUUGACCUUAAUUCGUUUCUAUAUCUAUCUAUACGUUUACGAACACCCUACGCGUAUUUAUUCAAUUACUAGCUGUUACCCGUAACUUCUUUCGCGUAAUAGAAGUUACUUCCUUAAGGGUUAAAUUUCACAAAAUCCCGUCUUUGUCACCUGCGUUUUAAAAGAAACGCCCAUGCAAAAUUUGAGACUUCUAGCACUUGUAGUUUCUGUGAUUACGUGAUUUUUCAUUUUCAUUAUUAUUUACUCAGUCCUACUACAUGGUCUGGACCAGGGCAUGUCCGGUAACACGGGGUCUUACUCAGUCCACAGUCGCGUCAUAUCGUCCCACAAAGUGCGUGCUAUGUGUUAUUGUAGGUACGCCGCGCUUGCACUGCCACUGCAUGGAAUUGAUAUUAUUAUAUUUAGAAUAGAAUUACAUUUAUAAAAGUAUUGAAAAAACGCCUCUUUAAAGGCAUAGCUUAUAUUUCGACUUUUCACCUAAGAAUACUAUAGAAAUUAGACUGGUAAUUUGUUGUUACUUUUUUAUUAAUUUUAUAUUCCUUUUUCAAAUAGAAUUUUCAAGUUGAGAUUUUUUGUAAUUGUGUUAAAGGGCGUCGACAGACUAAAGAUCGGCUUAAGCCAUUGGUUGAUCUUUAGAAACUCUUUGAAAAAAAAAAGCAAUUUUGGAUAUUCCCACAUGCAUUUAAGGUUGCCUCGUCGUGAUCUCAAGAUAAUGAUACCUAGAGGCUUCCAACACCCACGUGUAAGAGUAGAAUAACUUUAGUGGCACUGUGAGCUCGGCAUGGCUUCUGAGAUGGUCAAGGUAUUAUAGCGCAACGGUUAGUUUAUUUUAUAAAGUGUAUUUGUAGGUACCCAAUUCGAUUAUGUUUAAUAUUUUUACUGCGCUCUGCUUCCUUGGCACAGUAACCACGCCGCGCGCAACGCGAAUUAUAUCGAGGCCUUCGACCAAUAGCAGUACGACGUUUAUCUGCAUAGAUAGCAUUCGCUGCGUCUAUUAGUCGAAUCUCUCGAGCGGCGCGGUUGCUGUGCCGAGGGGGCUGACACUUCUAAAAUAUCUGAAGUUGGGAUAUUAUAUAGGUACACAAGUCAAUUUAAAAUAAAAUCAACCAUCUUCAUGUUUAGAGGUGUCAAAUCGCGAUUUCAAUAAAGGACAAAGGACGAAAUUUAUAAUACCUAAUAAACAAACAAAACAGAAACAAGCAAAAAUAAAGACUGUCACUACAGGCGGCCUUAUUGCUAAAGCAGCAAUUUCUUCCUGGCAACCUAUCUACGACGUGGGUAGCAUCGGCUACGUUUAUUAGUUCAAGCACGCGUUAUUUUUCGCUUCUAUGUCGAUAGGGAAUACGAAGAUAGGAGAUAGUAUUUAAAAUAAUAAGUCCCAUUAACUGGGUUAAAAACCGCCUUGCCUUUAACACUUUGGUCAUCUCAAGAGUCUUAAUAUUAUUAUCAUUGAGAUGGGUACGUGUUUAUCUAGUAAUAAUCAGAGGCCUUGUCACUCGUGUUUAGUUGUCGAUCGAUUAUAUUUUGUAAAGAAUUGUUAUUUAAUUAUACAUUAUAUUUGUAUAUAAUGGUGCGAUCUUUAAUAAAAUAAGCACUACGUA
Molecule: messenger RNA, 8799 nt
Organism: Pectinophora gossypiella (pink bollworm)
Lineage: Eukaryota; Metazoa; Arthropoda; Insecta; Lepidoptera; Gelechiidae
Product: transient receptor potential-gamma protein-like
Exons: 19
Coding region: 857-4264 (1135 amino acids)
Biological process (GO): calcium ion transmembrane transport; manganese ion transport; regulation of cytosolic calcium ion concentration
Cellular component (GO): cation channel complex; membrane
Molecular function (GO): inositol 1,4,5 trisphosphate binding; protein binding; store-operated calcium channel activity
Source: RefSeq, a predicted model, not a curated record